This is a messenger RNA of Crotalus tigris (Tiger rattlesnake), 925 nucleotides long. RefSeq names its product cell death inducing DFFA like effector b (gene CIDEB). Gene Ontology annotation, biological process: apoptotic process; regulation of apoptotic process. The record is from RefSeq and is a predicted model, not a curated record. The transcript is spliced from 5 exons. NCBI's taxonomy places the organism in Eukaryota, Metazoa, Chordata, Lepidosauria, Squamata, Viperidae. Bases 119 to 784 code for a protein of 221 amino acids.
GUCCAGAGAGACCAAACAGGGCAGCGUGUCCCUUUUGCAAUUCAACACAAAACACUGACGAAGCAGGAAGAAAGGACAUCUCUUUGUUGGGAGCCCAUCAGCCCCUGCCGUGGGCACCAUGGAUCUUAUCAAUGCCUUGGCCCCCUCAUCUUUGUUGAAAUCAGUCUCCAGUGCGGGCUCGGAAAUCUCCCGCCGGGUCUGGACGCCGAGCCCUCCGCCCCAGCGGCCGUUCCGAGUGUGCGAUCACAAGCGCAAUAUCCGCAAGGGACUAAUGGCCAGCACUUUGGGAGACUUACUUACCAAGGCCAGGGAGACCCUCUUGAUGUCCAGUAUGGUUUUCUUGGUGUUGGAAGAAGACGGGACCCUGGUUGAGACGGAGGAAUUUUUCCAAAUCCUGGAAGACAACACAGCCUUGAUGGUGUUAGAGAAAGGACAGAAGUGGACUCACAGCAAGAGCACCAGUCGGACGUUUGCCCUGAGCGGAGACAAGCCUCGAAACAGCCAGGAUAUCGCCCGCAUCACGUUCGACAUCUACAAGCUCAACCCUCGGGACCUUUUCGGCAGCCUCAACAUCUCGGCCACUUUCUACGGGCUCUACUCGAUGAGCUGCGACUUCAAAUGCCUGGGACCGAAGAAGGUUCUGCGGGAGAUCCUGCGGGUGGCUUCCACCGUCAUGCAAGGCGUCGGGCACCUUCUUUUGGGGGCUUCCAAUUACAUCCGCCGGCUCCUGGAGGUGGGGGACAGCUGGCACCCCCAAGUCAAGAUAACCAACUACCAAUAUUGAGGCCCUUCGUCCCUGCAAACGCCGGAAAAACCUUCCGUCUUCAGACUGGAUUGAAGGGAACCCACUUGAUUCGGGACUCAGAUUUAGAUAAGAUAACCUUUAUCGUCUUUUUUUUUUUUUUACGGUGGGCACAACGGCACA